CUCUCAGAAGUUGUCCAAAGCAUUAGGGGACUUAUAUCACAUAAAUCAAGUUGUGAAUUCUCAGAAGUUACUGAGGGCCUGGUAGGAAUAAACUCUCAACUGGUGGAAUUCGAGUCAUGUUUAGCUUUAUGGUUAAAUAAUGAAGUUCGCUUUAUAGGGAUUUGGGCAAUGGGGGGAAUGGGCAAGUCAACCCUAGCUAGUGUUGUCUAUAGGAUGGUUUCUAAAGAAUUUGAAGCUUGUUGUUUUAUUGACAAUGUUAGGAAAAAAGAUGUACUUUCACUGCAAAAAGAUCUUAUUUCUCAAAUUUUGCAUGAAAAAAAUUUGAUAAAAAAUAAAUAUGAUGGAGUUCACAUGAUCAAGAAAAUGUUACAGCAUAAAAAAGUUCUUAUUGUUCUUGAUGAUGUAGAUGAAUCAAACGAGUUAAAAAUGUUAGUCAGGAAGAGUGAUUGGUUUGGUUCGGGUAGUAGAAUUCUCAUAACAACAAGAGAUAAGCACUUGUUGAAGGAAUUCCCUGUAGAUGAAACAUUUGAAGUUAAAGCAUUGAAUUAUGAAGAUGCUCUUUGUCUUUUUUGUUCAAAGGCUUUUAAAAAAGAACUAGUCCCAUAUAAAUAUUUAAAGUUGUCCCAAAGUUUUUUAGAAUAUGUUAAUGGUCUUCCUUUAGCACUUGAGGUUUUGGGUUCAUUUUUGUUUGGAAGAAGUACUGCUGAAUGGAAAAAUGCAUUAGAGAUGCUCAAAGAAGAUCCCAAACCAGAGAUUAAUCAAGUACUAAAAAUAAGUUUUGAUGGACUCCCUAACUCAGUGAAGGAUAUAUUCAAAGAUAUUGCAUGCUUAUUUAAUCAUGAGAAGAAAGAUCAUGUUUUACAAAUGCUAGAUAGUCUUGGCCGCUAUUCCCAAAUUGGAUUGAGCAUUCUCAUUGACAAGUCUCUCUUGAAAAUUUCCGAAAAUAAUAAAUUGUGGAUGCACGAUUUACUAAGAGAUAUGGGAAGGGAUAUUGUUCGUCAAGAAUCUCGUGAUGAGCCUGGAAAGCGCAGUAGACUGUGGCUUUAUGAUGACAUUGAUCAUGUGUUAAAAAACAAUACGGGAACAGAAGCAGUUCAAGCCAUAGAUAUUUGGGAAGCCAAGGAUACAAGUAUUUAUCAUGAAGAAAAAGAGGCACUUUGGUUAGGUUUCACAUCUUCCAAAAAACAAAAAGUGUCACUUUGGAACCCUAAUGCCUUUUUCAAGAUGCCCAAGCUAAAAUUUCUGAGAAUUCGUAGUAUUUGCCCUCAAUUUGUCCCCGAGUAUCUUCCAAAUAAAUUAACAUAUCUUGAAUGGAGUAAUUAUCCUUCAAAAUCAUUGCCAUGUUUUUUGCCAAAUGAGCUUGUUCAACUUCGUUUGCAGUGUAGUAAAAUUGAACUACUUUGGGGAGGAAUGAAGAAUUUUGACAAGUUAAGGUUCAUCGAUAUGGCUGGCUCCUCAAACCUGAUUAUAGCCUUCGACUUCAAUGGAGUCCCAAAUCUUGAGGAAUUAGUUCUUGCAAGGUGUUCAAAUUUAUGCAAGCUUCACCCAUCCAUUGUAAAACUGAAAAAGCUUAAACUUCUUGAUCUAGAAGAAUGCCAAGAACUAACUAGUCUUCCAGACAAGUUUGAAAUGGAGUCUCUUGUGACUCUUAAUCUUUCUUGUUGCUCAAAAGUUAAGAAAAUUCCAGAAUUUGUGGGAAACAUGAAGCUUUUACAGAGACUUCUUUUGAAAUGCACCGCUAUUACAACAUUACCUUCAUCUAUUGAAUGUUUGACUGGCCUUAAUAUUUUGAUCUUGCGGGAUUGCAAACAAUUAGUGUGUCUUCCUAACACCAUUUGUAGUUUGACAUCGCUUAAAAAUCUUGAUCUUUUUGGAUGCUCAAAAUUUGACAAACUGCCAGAGGACUUGGGAAAUAUUGUAAGUCUAGAGGAGCUUUAUUUGAGUGAAACAGCUAUAAAGGAACUGCCUUCAUCAUUUGAAUUUUUGAUUGGCCUUACUUCAUUGGAUCUAACCAAUUGCAAAGAUUUUGUGCUUCUUCCAAGCGCCAUUUGUAUUUUGAAGUCACUAUUUAUAAUUAACCUUUCUGGAUGCUCAAAAUUUGUCAACUUGCCAGAGAAUCUGGGGAAUCUCGAAGGCCUGUUUAUUCUUUCUCUAAAAGGAACAGCAAUAGAAUUAUUGCCAUCAUCUAUUGGACGUUUGACUUGCCUUGGGGAUUUGGAUAUAAGGGAUUGCAAAAAUCUUUUGUGUCUUCCUAGCAGCAUUUAUAGUUUGAAGAUGCUAAAAAAUCUUUAUCUUACUGGAUGCUCAAAAUUUGUCAACUUACCAGAGAAUCUGGGGAAUCUCGAAGGCUUGUUUAAUCUUUCUUUAAAAGGAACAGCAAUAGAAGUGUUGCCAUCAUCUGUUGGACGUUUGACUGCCCUUCGUGAAUUGAAUCUAAGUGAUUGCAAAAAUCUUUUGUGUCUUCCUAGCAGCAUUUGUAGUUUGAAGAUGCUAAAAUGUCUUUGUCUUUCUAGAUGCCCAAAAUUAGUCAACUUGCCUGAGAAUCUGGGGAAUCUUGAAGGCCUAUUUAGUCUUUUUUUUUAAGGAACAGCAAUAGAAGUGUUGCCAUCAUCUAUUGGACGUUUGACUGCCCUUCGUGAAUUGAAUCUAAGUGAUUCCAAAAAUCUUUCGUGUCUUCCUAUCAGCAUUUGUAAUUUGAAGAUGCUAAAAAUUCUUUUUGUUUUUGGAUGCCCAAAAUUUGUCAACAUGCCAGAGAAUCUGGGAAAUCUCGAAAGCCUGGUUGAACUUUCUCUAAAAAGAACAGCAAUAGAAGUGUUGCCAUCAUCCGUUGGACGUUUGACUGCCCUUCGUUAUUUGAAUCUAAGUGAUUGCAAAAAUCUUUUAUGUCAUCCUAGCAGCAUUUGUAGUUUCAUGAUGCUAAAAAGACUUUAUCUUUCUGGACCCUCAAAAUUUGUCAACUUGCUAGAGAAUCUAGGGAAUCUCAAAGGCCUGGUUGCUCUUUCUCUAAAAGGAGCAGCAAUAGAAGUGUUUCCAUCAUCCGUUGGACGUUUGACUGCCCUUCGUGAAUUGAAUCUAAGUGAUUGCAAAAAUCUUUUGUGUCUUCCUAGCAGCAUUUGUAGUUUGAAGAUGCUAAAAAGUCUUAAUCUUUCUAAAUGCUCAAAAUUGGUCAACUUGCCAGAGAAUCUAGGGAAUCUCGAAGGCCUGUUUAGGCUUUCUCUAAGAGGAAUAGCAAUAGAAUCGUUGCCAUCAUCCGUUGGACGUUUGACUGCCCUUCCGCAUUUGGAUUUAAGUGAUUGCGAAAAUCUUUUGUGUCUUCCUGAAAGCAUCUCCCAACUCUCUAGAAUUACAAGGCUCAACUUGGAUGGUUGCAAGAGGCUUCGAUGGUUACCAGAUAUUCGGUCACAAGAUUGUAAUAUAAAUGUAAACAAUUGUACCUCACUGGAGAGAUUCCCAGAAAGCCCAAAAAAUUGUCCCUUCUGGUGUCGUCACUUUGAUUUCUGUGUCGCGUGUGUCAAUUGCUUCAAUAUUCAAUUCUGUGUCAAGGGACUAAUAAGUGGUAAAUUAGUGGGGAGAUUACCUUAUGUUCUUCCUGGAAAAGAAAUUCCAAAUGGGUUUGAAAAAGCGAAAAUACGUGAUAGUUCAGUUUUGGCAUCUCCGAGUUUCCUCAGAUGCGAUUAUUCAGUGAACAUGCAAUUGCCUCGGUCGGGGUUUGAUGAGUUGCGGGCAAUUCUUUUGUGCGUUGUUUUUGUACCCUGCGACCAUUAUAAUCACCUACCUGUGAUUGAAAUCAAAUCUAUUAAAGUAUGGUUUCAAAGUAUUGCGUCAGAAUAUGGUAAAAUUGAAUCGCAUCACCUUGCGCUGAGCCUGCACUAUUUGAAUUUCUUCGAUCUGGAAACCCCUGGCUGGUCUAUUGAUGAGAAGGGAUUCCAUGAAGUUGAGUUUACAAUAGCUACCAGGAACGUGGAGGUGGAGACAGUUGGGUUCCGUUUGUUAAACAAGCAAGACAUCACAUCAAAGACUCGGAGGAUUGGGAGGAGGACUGGGAUGACGGGACAGGGGCAUAGAUUGUGAGGAGAUUUUUUUCGUCAUCUUUUACCUGGUUAUCGACGUGUUCACCUGACAAACCAAGGAUUUGGAGAGUAGAAAUCAUCCAGUCACUAACAAGAUGCUGAAUGAGAAAAAACAGUCAAUGGUCACAGGUUACUCUUAAAAAGCAAUGUGUCAAAUCUUGAAAACAAGAGAAUUGAUCUCUUUGAUUUUGGCACCAAAGGAUGUGGGGAAGAUAAUGUCUUGCUAGCACCGUACUGUUCAAGACACCAUCAAUGUUGGAACAGAAACUGCAGCAGCACUCAAGGAUCAGCCAUGACAAAUACACAGCUAGUAGAUAGUGGAAACCGGAUGAUGGAUGAGACUGAUCAAGCCAUCGAGAGGUCAAAAAAG
Molecule: messenger RNA, 4440 nt
Organism: Quercus robur (English oak)
Lineage: Eukaryota; Viridiplantae; Streptophyta; Magnoliopsida; Fagales; Fagaceae
Product: disease resistance protein RUN1-like
Exons: 9
Coding region: 169-2583 (804 amino acids)
Biological process (GO): defense response
Molecular function (GO): ADP binding; protein binding
Source: RefSeq, a predicted model, not a curated record